Molecule: messenger RNA, 3011 nt
Organism: Prunus avium (sweet cherry)
Lineage: Eukaryota; Viridiplantae; Streptophyta; Magnoliopsida; Rosales; Rosaceae
Source: RefSeq, a predicted model, not a curated record
GCAACCUAGACGAAAUUGACCGGAUAUACCUGAGUGUUGGGAAUGUUUGUGACAAUAUUACCAAUUUCGCAUUUACCUUCUUCUGAGGUGGGGUGCAAUUGAUGCUGAAGCAUAUCCUGAAGCCUCAAAGAAUGUCUUGCAAAUCUUGUGGAGUGUUAGCAUCUCUGGUCACCCUGGUCUGGAGUCACAAUGGGCCAAGGCAAGGGCCUCUUCCUUAGAGGCCUUAGCCCAAUAUGAGAUAUCACAUAUUGAUCAGAACAUUCAAGAUUUCAAGAAAAGGACCACAGAGUUGCUUUUUUCUGAAACAAAUAUUACUGUACUGAGGGCCAUGGAAGAACUUCAAGUCAAGAUCAUAACAUAUGAGCACUCACAAGGCGAAGAUUGGUUAAAGAGAAAAGGGUUUCAGGAAGUAAGAUCGAAAAGCUGCUGGAUGUGUUUCCUCAGGUGAUCUUUUCUUCAGGGAAAAGAAUUGACACUAGAGAGUUACCUGGUGCAGCCCUGCUAUGUCUUUCUUUCACUCCUAAAGAUGUAAACACCUGAGGGACAUCAAAGGGAUUGCGGGAUGUACAUGCUGGAUAUGAGAAGGCAUUGUUGGAAAUAGCUUCAUCUCUUCAGCUCUCGAGAAAUAUUUUUAUUGCCCUUAUUUCACUGCAAUCAUGGAAGUCCUUUGUGCGGCGUUGGGUGAGGGCAGAUGUCUUGUCCUUUGAUGCUAAAGUGCCAUCUGUCCUCUUGGAUAAAACCACUAAAGCUGCUAGUGACAUUCUGAAGAGUAUGAUAAAAGCAGCUGAAGAGGCUAUUCCUAGAUCUGCUGAAAACAUUGCACUAGCUAUUGGUGCACUUUGUGUGGCCUUGCCUCCAUCUGCUCAUGCUGUUAGAUCAGAUGCCUCAAAAUUUCUGUUGAAUUGGUUGGUCCAGCAUGAACAUGAACACCGCAAAGGUCUGCUGCGAUUUCUCUUGGAUUGAUCUCAAGUUGCCUGCAUGUAACAGAUCAUAAGCAAAAGUUUGAGAAUAUCACUGGACUUGUUGAGGUUAUGUGUAGUAGCAAUAGCACCCUUGUCAGAGGAGCCUGUGGGCUUGCCUUGGGUUUUUCUUGUCACGAUCUUCUUACCAGGGUUGAUGCUGGUGAUAAUUCUGACAUGGACAAAGAAACAGGCAAGAUGACGGAAGCAGACUUGCUUGGUAUGAUAGUUAAGGCAUUAUCACUCAUGAUAGGUCAGCUCACUCAGUUGCCAUCUGAUGUUAUGGAAAGUCUGUCUGCCUACUUUCCACCUAACGCAUUUGGUAUAGAUAUGAAUAUAACUGCUGAACUGUCACAUGAGAACUCUGAUGACUCUCUCGAAGAUAUCUGGGGUGUUGCUGGACUUGUUCUUGGUUUGGCGAGUUCUGUUGGUGCACUGUACAGAGCUGGGGCACAUGAUGCUGUUCUCAAGAUAAAAGACUUGAUCAUUUCGUGGAUUCCACAAAUGACUACACCAGUUCAAGGGUCUCGGUCUUUUAGUGGGGGUUCUGAGAUAGUUUUAUCCGUAGGAUCCUGUCUUGCACUUCCCAUUGUAGUCGAAUUCUGCCAAAGAUUAGAACUGAUGGAUGAUAAUGAAGUACGCCAUUUAGUGAAUGGCUACAGGGAGCUCAUUUCUGAAUUAUUGUCUGUCAAAAAAUCUGGCACCUUCUAUCACAGCUUACUUAUGGCAUCUUGUAUAGGAGCAGGAAGCCUCCUAGCCUGCAUACUGAAUGGAGGAUUGCAUUCUCUUGAAGUUGAACAUGUAAAAGGUCUACUGGAAUUGUUCAGAAAAUGUUAUUCGAAUCCUUACCCUCCUUUAGUCCAUUUGAGUGGGAUGCUUUGAGUUGUUAAUGCUAUGGGAGCAGGUGCUGGGAUCCUGGUUGACAUGUAUCCUCCAACCUCAAUGCAGACAGCUUAUGAACACAAGGAAUCUCGAUAUCUCAUGGGCCCUCUACUUUCUAGUCCUACUUGCGAGCAGCAUUUGACGUCGUUGAUGCAGGAUAUAUUUCUGGUUGCACAGAAUUCUGAUGACCAUCAAUUGCAACAAUAUGCUGCAUGGGCAGUUUCGUUUCUUCGAAAUCAUCUGUUCUUCAAGGAAGUUUGCAAUUUUGACAAUAGUAUCAAUAGCGAUGGAGGUGGUUCAAAAUCAGUUUCUCAAAGUUUUGCAGAUGACAGUUCAGUUCUGAAGCUUUCUUCAUGGCUGAUGCAUCUCAAUUCUACCGAGACAACCGUAAUAACUGUGAUAAGGUGCCUUUCACAAGCUCCUCGGUUGCCAGCCUUGGAUUGGGGUACGAUCAUCAGACGCUGCAUGAGAUAUGAGGCGCAGGUUGCCGAGUUGUUUCCAACAGAAUCAUCUCUUGAAAAAGGAACCCUAAGGGAGGAAUGUGUAAAAUUCUCAUUGGCUCAUGCCAAUAAAUUUGAUCAGCUCCCAAGUUUCCUGGAUGAGCUGUCCGACUUGUCCAGAUUCAGAACUCUUGAGUUGAAGCUGCAAUCUUGUCUUCUGGAUCAUCUUGUAGACCUCAUUAAAGUAUUCUCAGGUUCCAGGCUUGAGAAAGUAUUUGAUGAUGUGCGUAGCUACUUCUCUUCUGUUACUUCAUAUCAAUCACUUGGCACUGAUGAGAGAAGCUUAUUACGUAUUUCAUGCUGGAAGGGUUUCUAUCAGUGUUUAUACGAGGCUUCUCUUGACUCUCUAGAGUACAUAUCCCAAAUAGAAAAGGGCAUGGAGGUGCUCUUUUCCUUGAUGCCUGCAAUGCAAUUGCCUGCCAUAGAAGGAGGAGGUCAGUUGCGUACUGUAGAGGAGUGGUCCGAGGCGGUUAGAUGCUUUAGGAAGACUCGGAAAAGUUGGUUGUUGGAUUUCCUGCAUGUACUAUAGAUAAUUAGUAAUAUCUGCUUUUAUUGGUUUCCCAGGAGGACCUGCAACAAAGAGAUGGUCAGCUUAUUGAAGUUCUGAAAAAGGUUCAAACCAAAGCUAAGCUUGUUAGGAUUGGUUCCAUCCCAUUGACUGAGCUGGGAA